AUGGCUCGGCCAAGAGACUCGCGCUCACCAAGUCCUGCAGGCAGCCAUUUCAACUCGCGCCGCCACCGCAAAGAUGACGACCGGCGGGAUGCCAGAGACCGCCGCGACGAUGGAAGGGACACUCGCCGACGCUCAAGGUCGCGCAGUCCGGAUGUGAGAUUUGACCGCCGCCGCUCCAGCUUCGGCAGCGACUCCUGUAGACCUGAACUUGAGUCUGACAAAAGCUUGAACAAACAACAGUAUCGAUACCGCGACCGCGACCGAGGCAGAGACAACAGAGAUCGUGGUGGCCGGGACCGCGACCGUGACCGCGAUCGCGACAACUUUCGCCGACGAGACCGCUCCUUAGAUCGCCGAGACGAUGAUUUCUACCGCGGCCCACGUGAUCGCCGAGGAGCGAGGUCUCGAGACAGACUCGCGCCCAGGGCUCGCUCGCCUGACCGCCGACGUGACCGCAGCAGGGACGACUUCAGAAGACGAGAUGAUUCUAGGAACAGAAGCCGACGUGAGGGCACGGCUGACUCUCAUCCUCGCAGCAGCCGCGCUGAUAGCCGAUCUCGCAAGACUCCAGUAGCUGAUAGUGGCAGGAAUGGAGUCGAUGAGGUACGUGUUCUAGCCCCGUGUGAGAGAACUAGAGCUCACGACAUAUCACAGGCACAGAAGGCCAAGCCGAACGCGGCGCAGUCCGAGGUCGACAAGAAGGCAGAGCGACUUGCCAAGCUUGAAGCAUGGAAGAAAAAGAAGGAGCUCGAGGGCCAGAAACAAAAAGAGGUGAAUGCCAGCCAAACUAGAAAUCUUUUGGCUGAGAUGGAUAAGAGGGCCAAAGAGGGGUCUACGGCUGUCUCAUCACCUGUUGUGUCGUCCGCGGCUUCGCCCGCCCCUGUUGACUCCGGCAGCGUAUCUCCAGCAAAGCCUUAUACUGGCAAGUUUGAUCCAAAAACGAUUGCAAAAAAGUCUGCUGUUCAAAGAUCGCACGAUACUGCUAAAGGGGCUUUGGGAUCUAUAGAUGUUCAGCCACCUACCAUUUCUAUGCCUGUUAAAAAGACAAUUACGGCGUCUGCUUUGCCUACAAAUCGCGCCAAGGCCAGCAGCUUUGGGUUUGGCAAGUCUCAUGCUGAAGGAGACAAGCUCCCUAGCAAACGAAAGCUAGACAUGGACGAGGAGGUCAUAACGAAACGACAGCUCACCAAGCUCCCCAGCCUUCCAAUAGAGACUGACGACACGCCCUAUGCUGACCAAGACGAGGAUGACGAAUCGGAUGGUGAUAACUUUGCCGAAAAUGAAGAAGAGGCUGCGGCUGCUGCACGUGCCGCUCAUGAAAGACGUCUCCAAGCCGAAAAUCAAGCUGAAAAUCAUACAGAAAACCAGGCUGAUGAGGAGAUGAAAGACGUCGAAACCCAAGUCGCGCAGGAAGCCAACGGCGAUCAUAUUACCAACGGAGAGGAAGCAGCAGACAAGGCCCCCCCUGCAGAAGAGUCCAUGGAAGUUGAUGAAGAGGAUGAAGAAGUCGAUCCUCUAGAUGCAUUCAUGGAUGAUCUUCAACAAAUAGAGACUGUUAACAACCCUUUGAAGAAGGCCCCCGCUAUCAAGAAGAAGCAGGAGCCUGAGGCUUAUUUCUCCGAUGAUGAUUAUGCUUUCAACAACGAAGGCGAUCCUGAAGCAGAUGCCGCGUUGCUGGCCAUCGCUAACAAGCGCAAGAAGAAGGACAUACCAAGCGUUGACUACUCAAAGAUAGAUCUCCAACCUAUCCGCAAAAACUUCUGGGUUGAGCCCGCAGAGUUGAGCAUGCUUUCUGAAGCAGAUGUCACAGACUUACGACUCGAACUGGAUGGAAUCAAGGUCAACGGCAAGGAUGUUCCCAAGCCUGUUCAGAAAUGGGCCCAAUGCGGUCUCACCCGCCAAACCCUUGAUGUCAUUGGUUCCCUCGGGUUUGAAAAGCCUACGCCGAUUCAGAUGCAAGCCUUGCCCGCGUUGAUGUCAGGUCGGGACGUCGUUGGUGUGGCCAAGACAGGAUCUGGCAAGACUAUGGCUUUCCUACUUCCCAUGUUCCGUCACAUCAAGGACCAGGAGCCGCUCAAGGACACAGAUGGGCCUAUCGGCCUGAUUAUGACGCCAACACGUGAGCUAGCCACACAGAUUCACAGGGAUUGCAAACCUUUCCUAAAGAUGAUGAACCUGCGUGCUGUUUGUGCGUAUGGUGGAGCUCCCAUCAGAGACCAGAUUGCCGAGCUCAAGCGCGGUGCUGAAAUUAUUGUCUGCACCCCUGGCCGCAUGAUUGAUCUAUUGGCCGCUAACCAGGGGAGAGUCACCAAUCUCAGGAGGGUUACCUACGUGGUUCUCGACGAAGCCGACCGAAUGUUUGACAUGGGUUUUGAACCACAGGUGAUGAAGAUUUUCGCCAACAUGCGACCUGACAGGCAAACGAUUCUAUUCUCAGCCACGAUGCCACGUCUCAUCGAUUCACUCACGAAAAAGGUGCUCAAGAGCCCUAUUGAGAUUACCGUCGGCGGCCGCAGCGUAGUCGCCAAGGAGAUUGAGCAAAUCGUGGAGAUCAGAGAAGAGAGUACAAAGUUUGUCCGUGUUCUGGAGCUACUUGGCGAGCUCUAUGAUAAAGAUGAAGAUGCGCGGUCGUUAAUCUUUGUCGAGCGGCAAGAGAAAGCGGAUGACCUUCUUAAAGAGCUAAUGCAGAAAGGCUAUCCUUGCAUGUCCAUUCACGGAGGCAAAGAUCAAGUGGAUCGCGACUCUACCAUUUCUGAUUUCAAGAAGGGCGUGGUACCCAUCCUGAUUGCCACGUCGGUCGCUGCCCGUGGCUUAGACGUCAAGCAGCUCAAGCUCGUCAUCAACUACGAUGCACCAAACCACCUGGAGGACUAUGUCCACCGAGCCGGGCGAACAGGCCGUGCAGGAAACACAGGGACUGCUGUCACCUUUGUCACGCCUGAGCAAGAGAACUGUGCUCCUGGUAUCGCCAAAGCUUUGGAACAGAGCGACCAGCCUGUCCCAGAACGCCUGAAUGAGAUGCGAAAGUCCCAUCGAGAAAAGGUCAAGUCGGGCAAGGCAAAGGACACGUCUGGAUUUGGCGGAAAGGGCCUAGACCGUUUGGAUCAAGAACGUGAAGCCGCUCGCCUUCGUGAGCGUAAAACGCAUAGAGCCGAGGGUGAGGAAGAAGAGGUUAAAGAGGAGGGCAAGAAGGAGGAAGAAGAUAAGAAGAUUGAGAAGACGCUUAGCGCCAUCAAGGCUGCGGCCUCCACUGUCCAGGCUCGCGAAACAGCACGGACUGACACAGGAGACAGCAAAGGAACCCAACCCGCUAUUGCCACAGGUGACAAGACCAAGGAUCCCUUGGACAAAGUUAGCUCGGCUGUUAGUGCUAUCAACAGCCGUCUUGGUAAGGCUGGCCAGCUUCGCUCUGGCCAACCCAUCGACAACAAGGGCCCAGAUGCCGGUGCUUUCCACGCCACGCUGGAAAUCAACGACUUCCCCCAGAAGGCCAGAUGGGCCGUCACCAACCGCACCAACGUGGCCAAGAUUUUGGAGGCGACUGGAACAUCCAUCACAACCAAGGGCAGCUUCUAUCCCCCCGGAAAGGAAGUGCCAGCUGGAGCAGAACCCAAGCUGUAUAUCCUCAUUGAAGGUGAUACGGAGCUUGUGGUGUCGGCUGCUUUGAACGAAAUGACGAGGCUUCUGAGAGAGGGUACCAUUGCUGCGGCGGAUGCAGACAGCAGGGCUCCCGCAAGCGGAAGAUAUACCGUUACUUGA
Trichoderma virens Gv29-8 is the source of this 3759-nucleotide messenger RNA. RefSeq lists its product as uncharacterized. The record is from RefSeq and is a predicted model, not a curated record. Gene Ontology annotation, molecular function: ATP binding; RNA helicase activity; nucleic acid binding. Bases 1 to 3759 code for a protein of 1252 amino acids. Lineage: Eukaryota; Fungi; Ascomycota; Sordariomycetes; Hypocreales; Hypocreaceae. The transcript is spliced from 2 exons.